AUGGCGACGGCAGACGGCUCAAAUGAUAUUUUAUCAAAAAAAGACGGCCAGUUAUAUUGUGAACCAUGUUUAAAUGAUGGACAUAGACAGAAUGUUGAAGGUUUUUGUCUGGAGUGUAAUGAGUAUAUGUGUCAACCCUGCCUUGGUAUGCACAGGAAACUACGUGUGUCGAAAUCACAUCAUGUUAAAAGAGGAGAAGAAAUGCCUACGGAGAAGCCAAACAAACAAGUACAAUAUCCCAUUCAAAUCGAUUGUAAUUUCCAUAGUAACAAUAAAAUAACGUCUUUCUGCCAAUCACAUCAACAAUUAUGUUGUGACCAGUGUGUGAUUCUGGGGCAUAAAGUUUGCACUAACGUGAAACCCGUAGGCGAUUAUUUUCAAGAGUUUAUUGAUAGCAAGGACUUUAAAACAUCUUUUGAGACUCUAAAGAGUUUACAAUCCGCCUACAGCGGGAAAAUGAACGAAGCCAAAAUACAUCUUGAGGAAAUUGACUGGUAUUACCACAACGCAAUGGAUAAGUUCAAAGCUGAACUUGAUAAAAUCAAGAUAGCAGAUAUAGAAAAGUUACGGGCUAUUGUUGCUUCAUAUGAAUGUGUUCUUUUCCAGCUGGCUGCCUGGUUUGAAGACAUAGACACAUGUACGAAAAACAAACAGAGCAAGGAACUCGCCGUUCUGAUGUUGAGAAUUAAACGAGAAGCAGAUGCGAUUAAAGACAACGUACAAAGUUUAUGUACCGACGAAAGUUUUGUCAGAUAUGCAUUUGUUCCAGAUAAAACUUCACUGCUUCGUCUAGUCAAAGCACCUUUUCUUGUUCAGACGAUCUCUAUCAAGCAUAAAGAUGACGCAAACGCAUGUCUAAUAGAAGACAUUGCACUUUUAACACAAAGUCUGAUCUUAAUAACCGACUUCAAGAAUUCAAGUCUGAAGAUAUUAAAUACUGAUACGGCUACUCUUGUUGCAUACGUUAAAUUGCAAUCAAAACCAUGGCAGAUGUCAAUUACAGAUCAAGGUGAAGCUUGCGUGGCACUUAAUGGCCAAUCUAAAAUACUCCACCUGACGUCUCCCGCAACAGACAUUGCCACUUUCCGCGAAAUUAACAUAGAUGGCAAAUGUUGGGCCGUAGAAUGUAUCAACAAAACCCUGAAGGUAUUAUGUGUGUCUCCUGCCAAACUCCUUGAAAUAGAUAGAAAUGGAAAACUAGUCGGAAUUGUCAACAACGACUUAAGUAAGGAAACCACCGAGAAUGGAGAACAGUUCGUCACUAAUCCGCGUUGCUCAACACAAGAUAAAGCAACUGGUUCACUGUACGUAUCAUGUGAUAAAAAACAUUCAAUAACGGAAAUAAAAAGUGAUGCUAAUGUCAAGUUGCUUGUUAAGUCAGACAAGCUCAAUGGUCCUUAUGGUCUGUGCAUGGACUCUGAUGGUUCCAUCCUUGUAUGUAGCUACAAUGGCAAGGAUGUGUUUAGAGUGAAGAUGGAUGGAGACAUCCAAAGCGUUUUACUACAACCUCUAGACUUUAAACCUAUUGCUGUGGCUCUAGAUAAACGUACGAAGCAAUUAUUUGUCGCUGGAGAUUGUGAUGAGAUUCAUGUGUUUCAAAUUUAA
Messenger RNA from Mya arenaria, 1605 nucleotides. RefSeq lists its product as uncharacterized. Gene Ontology annotation, molecular function: ubiquitin-protein transferase activity. Lineage: Eukaryota; Metazoa; Mollusca; Bivalvia; Myida; Myidae. The transcript has a single exon. Gene Ontology annotation, cellular component: nucleoplasm; chromatin. Gene Ontology annotation, biological process: positive regulation of DNA-templated transcription. The record is from RefSeq and is a predicted model, not a curated record. Bases 1 to 1605 code for a protein of 534 amino acids.